This is a messenger RNA of Closterium sp. NIES-67, 473 nucleotides long. Lineage: Eukaryota; Viridiplantae; Streptophyta; Zygnematophyceae; Desmidiales; Closteriaceae. The record is from the annotation of a GenBank genome assembly.
GGAGCCAUAUGGCGCAGCCCUCCCAGAACGUGUACGCUUUAGCUGUCCAUCACGUAAUGGGCAGAAUGGCCAGACGUCAACAGACAGGCAACCUGGCCGCCGAUGUACCUGGGGGAGCAGAAGGUGUCCGAGCAGCAGUGCUAGGAGAGAUAUACGAAGUGGCAAGGGUACUGCACCGACCACCCUCGGAGCUGGCAGCACCACCUCGACGGGCUGGGUGGUUGCCUGAAGGCUCACCUCCUGAAAAGCAGGAGGCAUAUAGAGGUGGUUGACCCCGAUAAAUGAUGGAUGGGUGAUAGGGAGAAAGGGGACAGGGACGAGGUUGCAGGGUCGGCGUGUGUAUGGUGACGGUGACAACUGCUGGGGGUCAACGUGUGACACGGUAUUUGCCUGAGUGGUUGACAAAACAAGGGAUGGGGGUGUCUGCUGUAGGCUGGAAAAUAAGGGGGGCUAAAUAACAGUGCAUAUUAUUG